Messenger RNA from Thunnus maccoyii (southern bluefin tuna), 5987 nucleotides. Its product is annotated as natural resistance-associated macrophage protein 2-like. Lineage: Eukaryota; Metazoa; Chordata; Actinopteri; Scombriformes; Scombridae. The record is from RefSeq and is a predicted model, not a curated record. The coding region runs from base 216 to 1907 and encodes 563 amino acids. Gene Ontology annotation, biological process: metal ion transport. The transcript is spliced from 17 exons. Gene Ontology annotation, molecular function: iron ion transmembrane transporter activity; manganese ion transmembrane transporter activity; cadmium ion transmembrane transporter activity. Gene Ontology annotation, cellular component: plasma membrane.
UGAACUUCCAGUUGACAUGAUGGAAAGAUACGACUUUGCAAAUGAAUUUAGCUUGUUAACGUGCUAGUCGGCUACCUUCACAUUUACACACAUGGUGUCCGUUUAAAAUCAGACUUAAUCGUCAAAAUAUCAUCUUUUUUAAACCCUCCCGUAAAGUAUACACAGGAGGCUGAUAUUCAUCCCUCAAGCUCCCAGGGAUCCCUCAGCCUGCCCCGAUGAAGGCCGUGCAAGAAGGAGACCACCUUGAAGAGGACUCCCCUCAGGACAAUGGGGUCAUUCAGACAAACCAGUACAGCUCCAUCUCUCCUCCUGCCUCACCUGUGGCCCAGGAUGAGCCCUUCUCCACAUACUUUGAGGAGAAGGUGCCCAUUCCCGAGAACGUCAGCCCGGUGUUCAGUUUUCGUAAACUCUGGGCCUUCACUGGACCAGGGUUCUUGAUGAGCAUCGCUUACUUGGAUCCUGGGAACAUUGAGUCUGACCUGCAGUCUGGAGCUAAAGCUGGCUUUAAGCUCCUAUGGGUGCUCCUUGGAGCCACCAUCAUCGGGCUGCUGCUGCAGAGGUUAGCUGCACGUCUGGGAGUCGUCACGGGGAUGCACCUAGCUGAAGUCUGCAACCGCCAGUAUCCUACCGUCCCGCGGGUCAUCCUUUGGAUGAUGGUGGAGUUGGCAAUUAUUGGCUCAGACAUGCAGGAGGUCAUUGGCUGUGCAAUAGCUCUCAACCUUCUCUCUGUGGGCAGGAUUCCACUGUGGGCAGGAGUCCUCAUCACCAUCACAGACACUUUUGUGUUCCUCUUUUUAGACAAAUAUGGCCUGAGGAAACUUGAAGCUUUCUUUGGCUUUCUCAUCACUGUAAUGGCCAUUAGUUUUGGUUAUGAGUAUGUGCUUGUGAAGCCAGACCAAGGGGAGCUGCUGAAGGGGAUGUUUGUACCUUACUGUGCCGACUGUGGGCCUGCACAACUGGAGCAGGCGGUGGGAAUUGUGGGUGCUGUUAUCAUGCCCCACAACAUCUACCUGCACUCAGCUCUGGUCAAGUCUCGUGAAAUCGAUCGCAGAAAUAAGAAGGAAGUAAAGGAAGCCAACAAGUACUUCUUCAUCGAGUCAACGAUUGCUCUCUUCGUCUCCUUUCUCAUCAACGUCUUUGUUGUAGCGGUCUUUGCUCAGGCCUUCUACAAUAAAACCAAUAUGCAAGUGAACGCUGUGUGCAAUGCAACCGGCAGCCCUCACACAGACCUUUUCCCUCUCAACAACGGCACACUUGAGGUGGACAUAUACAAAGGGGGAGUGGUCCUGGGUUGUUUCUUUGGCCCUGCCGCCCUCUAUAUCUGGGCCAUCGGCAUCCUGGCAGCUGGACAGAGCUCCACCAUGACAGGAACUUACUCUGGGCAGUUUGUUAUGGAGGGCUUCUUAAACCUGCGGUGGUCCCGUUUUGCACGGGUGCUGCUGACCCGCUCCAUCGCCAUUACGCCUACUCUGCUGGUAGCCAUUUUUCAGGAUGUGCAGCAUCUGACGGGGAUGAACGACUUCCUCAACGUGCUACAGAGCAUGCAGCUUCCAUUUGCUUUGAUCCCUAUUCUGACCUUCACCAGUCUGACGUCCAUAAUGAACGACUUUGCAAAUGGAUUAGUGUGGAAGAUCUCCGGAGGUAUCGUCAUCCUGAUGGUUUGCGCAAUCAACAUGUACUUUGUGGUGGUUUAUGUGACGGCGCUGAACAGUGUGCUGCUCUACGUUCUGGCUGCUCUCCUCUCCGUGGCCUAUCUGUGCUUUGUAGGCUACCUGGCAUGGCACUGUUUGGUUGCCCUGGGGGUUUCCUGCCUGGACUUUGGCAGCAGGGUGCAGCUGGGACUGCCACGUCACACGGACAUUUACUUGCUGAACGACAUGGAUACUGACGCUUUGGUUGAGAGAUAGGAGGACACGUUGUGAACAGAAGUUGAACUGUGGCAGAGGUGUCUUAGGAACACUGACAGAAGAAGCGUGGGACCUCUGAAGCUUUGGCCAGUAUGUUUUUAAUCUUCGCUUCUCAGUGCCUAACACUUUUUAAAGUGUCCUUGCAAUAUAAAAUACACCCAAAACAAUCAGGGGAUUUUUUUUCCAUCUCAAAUAUCUCAGCAGCCUCAGCCAGCAACAUGUUGCAGGUUUGGCGGAGAAUCAUGUUUAUGCAAAAAAUAAAUAUCUGGGCUGCAAAGACACAUCUGAGAGACGCAAGUUCCUGUGACACAGUAAACAUAUUUUUGAUAAAACAAUCUCACCUCACGGUCCAUAACAUUAUGUUUGUCCCUGUUGGCUUCUCCAAACCGCUCGUCUUAAGUGACUAAACCACUGAAGACAGUGGCAGAAGGCCAACCAGACACUACAGUGAUGAUCACACAAAAAUUAACUUUUUCAAAACAUUGAGAUACCAGAGUGAUACGUUAAGGCUGUUUUGAGCCAGUGUUGCACUAAAGAAGCUUUGGACCUCCGCAUUUGAGGGGUCUGUGUUUUAUUUCCGUAUUUCUAAUCUUUGACUUCUUUCUGGUUUACCUGGCAUGAUAUUAAAAAAAAGAGAUAGCAUGAUAAAUCCCCACAAUGAAAACAAGAAGGUACUUCGGAUGCUUUGCUAUUAAUUAACAUAAAGUAAAGAUCAAACUCCAAACAAGUCGUGUCCAGCUGCCUGUAAUUUCAUUAUAUAUUAAAAUAAAGUCAUUUAAAGCGUUCAUCUUGGUGUUUAUAUUAGAUUUAUAAGUUAAUAUAUUUAAUAUGAACAUAUUACUUGAGAAAAUACAAGGAAUUUAUGUGAGUUUAGUCACACUUGCCCCUUUUUUAUACUAUAUAAGAGAAUGACAGUUUUAUGUCAUUCGUCCUCUUUGUGUACAGUUAAUACAAUAUAUUUUUGGAUAUGGGAAUUUCUGUCUGACUGUACACUCUUUUUAUUUUCAAGUCUUUUUUUUCUUUUCCAAGUAUACAUUUCUAUGCACAAUGUAUACAUUCCCUCUGAAUACAUCUGCUGUAGAUUUAAUGUGAGUGCUGAUUGCAGUCAUUUGACUUUGAUCAGACUGUCAGGAGCUUGCACAUUGGGAGAUUAUAAUUUGGUAAUAAAUUAUUCUUUAUUUUUCUUUCUUUCUUUCCCUCUACAUUAAGCUUGAAUCAGUUUAUUUUAAGUUGGUUUAUUUAUGUGGAGUUUAUCUUUUUCAUAAAUGAUAGUUUGGCUUGUAAGUAGUUUUUAGUUGCUGUUAAAUUUUUUUAAAAGAAAAAUUUUACAUUUAAUUUCUGUAAUUAAUUUGGAGGAAAAGGUUAGCAGUUGGCAGUGUGGUGCAAACAGGUGAGGUAAACAUGAGAAGUGCAGUGUUGCAGCAUGACACAUGUUUACUGUAGCUCCAUCUCAGGGCUUCACAUGUCCUGCCAGAAGAGAUUUGUGCCAACUCGACUCUGGUGCACCAGCAGUGCCGGGAGAGUUUGUAAUUGUUCAAAACAUGAACAAGUGUGACUGUUUCACAUGUGCGUGUUAGUGCUAAUAUGACAAACGCCUCUAACUGUGACACAUUUUGAUACUUUGCAUGUCUUCUUGUGCACUUAAUCAACUUAAUUAGUGUAGCACCUUUUAAAAACCAGCGUUUUUAUUGAAAAUAAAACAAGAGUACAGAGAAAACAAGAAGACAGAAAAUGAUAUGAGAUAAUAACACCAAACAGUUUAGAGGUUUAGUGUGCACUUCUAGUUUGGGCUGUUAAAUAAACCGAACAUUUUCUUUGACCAAAUAUUAAGCUGCACUUCUUUUUAGUUUCUGUGCAGACGACCUCAGUGCCUCCUGUGGUUACCACUGUGCUUCAUUACUGGGAUCUGUGGGACACUAUUCAUUCAAAAACAAACACAAAACUUAUAGAAGAAACUCAAACUGUUGCUGGUGUAACAAAUACAGUACAUUCAGUAAAAUGGUCUAAUUAGAACCAACAUGUGUACAGAUGUUAGUCUAGAUGCCGUUAAAGAGGUGCUGAGCAUUCCCAACUGUGCCUGCAACUAAUAAUUUAAUAUCCCAAGAUGUUAUUAUCAGAAUAAAAAUGACUCGCCCACUGCCAAUGAUACACCUUGAAAAAAGUCAAUAUGAGCAGCUUCUGUGUAGUUUUGUCUACGUAAAGAAACUGAUGUCAAUUAUUUUCUUUUUUUGUUGUGGAAAGUCUAAUAUAUUUUCUAAUUAGUUUUUUAUGUUAGUCAAAGUGUUCUAUAUUUGCCAUCACACAUGUUUUUUGGGAAAUGUUUGUGUAUUUAUUGUGUAAUUCCACUUGGAGAUGCAUAAAAUUGUUUGUUUCUCAUGUGAAAAAUUCCAGCUUUGAUCCUCAUUAAUGUUUAGAUUUUUGCGACUGAAAUGACACAUCAUGCCAAAUAAAAAACAAACAUUUGUACAAAAUACCUUUUUUGUAAUUUAACUCCUAAAAGAAACAUUUUUGUAAUGACUGAAUAGCACUUGAAAACAAAAGAAAUGAGGUUUAAUUGAAAGAAUAAAAGUUGACACAAGCUGUAUGAUGGAUGAACAUUUAUGAGAUAACGACAGAAAAGAUGCUUGAAAUAUGUUUUUUAUGCAACAUUCAAAGAACAUGUUUCCAAUUGCUCCAAGUGGUAAGCCUUUAAAAACAUGGUUUGACCUCAGUUAUUGAUGACUGCAUCAUGUGUUGCAUUUUAAAGUAACAUUAUAAAGAACAGUGUCUGACAGUUUGAAGACUGUCAAAGACCAUUUUCUGACUCUAUGGUCAGACAGGAAACUGGAACUGUACCGUGUUGUAAAUUGGAUUAAAUCUGUUUUUGGCUGGAUCGCAACAGCAGGGCGAGCCCUAUAAACACGAAUAUCUGUCCCUGAUUGACAGAUUGCGUGAUGACCAUUGGUCGACUGAAUGCCGCUACUCCCUGUAUCCGUUUAAUUAAAAGCCCUCAAGCGCUUCAUACAGCCACAUACCAGGUUUUGACCUAGUCUGGUUUCUGAAAUGAUCAUUUUAUAGUCUGUUGGAGACCAUCCCGAAGGGUGGUUCUCCGAUUUUUGUUACCAGGUCUGUCGUUUCAAAGUGUCUUCCCUGUUUUAUGUAUUUUCUUCCUAUUUGAAUAAAUAAAUAUAAAAACAACAUGUUUUGUUUUUGUUUCUAAAACUUAACUGAUCCUUCUUUUAGUGAAAAAGUCUAGAAGAAAUCUGUAUUCAAAGGACAGAGAAAUGCAGUUAAUCCCUGAAGUUUGAUUUUUGGUUUUAUUCAAUAAUAAUAUUCUUGAUGUUUCUUUAUUACUGGAAAUAAUUCGACACACCAGUGAAAUGUGUGAAAUUUGUUUGGAUACUGCUUACUGUCCCAGUAUGUACAUAUGACCAUUAAGAGGUGUAGAGGUUGUAUUGGUGACCUCUACACCUCCCCCCAACUGAGGAGCAGCACAGUGCACAAAUUGUGCAUCAUGCAGUAUAUCUGCAGGGUUUUGACAGGGAUGUUGACCACCUCCAGUAAUUAGAGCUGAAACUAUUUGUCAAUUAAUAAAUUACAGUCAAUUAACAGAAAAUUGAUCAACAUUAUUGAUAAUCGAUUAAUCAUUGAAAUUGUUUACUCAAGCAAAAUUUGCAAAUAUUUUCUGGUUCUAGCUUCUUCAUUGUGAGGAUUUUCUGCUUUUACCUGUUUUAUAUCACUGUAAAAUUAAUAUCUCUGGGUUUGGGAUUAUUAGUCAAACAAAACAAGUAUCAAGACAUCACCAUGAGCUCUGGGAAUUUGUAAUGGCCAAUUAUACUAUUUUUCAAUUUUGAAAUAGACUAAAAAAAAGACAUUGUCCUACCUGGAGAAGUCUAUGGUUUUCAAAAGUGACUUUUACCCACUUAGACCUACAUACUUACUUCUUUACUCAGUUUUCUCCCAUUUACUAAAUCCAUUUCCCACACUCUGCAGGAAAAGAAGCUUUCCUAGCAUAUGUAGUCCCACAUCCUGCACAGUUUCUCUGUCAUUCAUUCCUAAAAAGCAGCUGUGCCAGACUGACUGACUUUAAGCAUCAUAACU